This is a messenger RNA of Nicotiana tabacum (common tobacco), 534 nucleotides long. RefSeq lists its product as uncharacterized. The record is from RefSeq and is a predicted model, not a curated record. NCBI's taxonomy places the organism in Eukaryota, Viridiplantae, Streptophyta, Magnoliopsida, Solanales, Solanaceae.
AUGGAUGCUUUGAGGGAGAUGCCAGGCUAUGCAAAGAUGAUGAAGGACCUGAUGUCACAGAAAUUUGACUUUCAGGACUUGUCCACAGUAACUUUGACACAGACAUGCAGCGCGGUAAUGACAAGACCCAUGGCUCAAAAGAUGUCUGAUCCAGGUAGCUUCAUUAUUCCGUGUACUAUUGGGAGCUAUGCUUUUGCAAAAGCAUUGUGUGACUUAGGAGCCAACAUAAACUUGAUGCCUUUGGCAAUAUAUACAAAACUAGGGAUUGGUAGAGCUAGACCGACUUCGAUGUUGUUGCAACUGGCUGACCGCAUGGUUAAAAGACCGACGGGGAUUCUUGAUGAUGUGCUGGUACAAGUGGGAAAGUUUGUAUUCCCUGUAGACUUUGUUAUUCUGGAUUUCCAUGUAGAUGAGGAGAUACCCAUCAUUCUGGGAAGGCCAUUUUUAGCCACUGGGAGAGCAUUGAUUGAUUGUGAAUCUAGGGAAUUAAAAAUGAGGUCGAACGAUGAAGAAGUUAUAUUCAACGUUCAAUAA